This is a messenger RNA of Colletotrichum chrysophilum, 459 nucleotides long. RefSeq lists its product as uncharacterized. The record is from RefSeq and is a predicted model, not a curated record. Lineage: Eukaryota; Fungi; Ascomycota; Sordariomycetes; Glomerellales; Glomerellaceae. The coding region runs from base 1 to 459 and encodes 152 amino acids. The transcript has 4 exons.
AUGCAUAUGCCCACCUUCGGUCAGGUUGCCACUAUUGGCAUGGCGCUUUUCGCCGCUGCAGCUAUCGCUGCCCCUGUUGCUCAGCGGCUUGAGGCUGACGUUGUCGAGCGCUCUGCCGAGAUUGUCGCUCGCGGUGAUGGUAUCUCCGCCUUCGCUGGCGUUGAGCUCGCUGCCCGCGGCGACCUUGAGCAGCGCAACAAGAAGAAGUGCAAGCGUACCAACAACAAGGGAUACUGCACCGACUCCGACGACGAUAAGAAGGAUAAGAAGAAGAAGCAGUGCAAGCGCAACAAGAAGGGCGACUGCUCUGAUUCGGAGGACGACAAGAAGGGCAAGAAGCAGAAGCAGUGCAAGCGUAACAAGAAGGGCGACUGCUAUGACUCCGACAAUGACAAGAAGGACGACAAGAAGGACGACAAGAAGGAUGACAAGAAGGACGACAAGAAGGGCCACUACUGA